AUGGCGUUGCUCACAACCAGUUGUCACCAAAUCGCUAACUUCCCGUUCGUUCGCUACGGAACCGACGUGACGUUUCAACAAACAAAUACGCUGUCGGGCAGUUACGCCGAGAAGAAGACGUACUUCGAAGACUACGGCCAUAAAGUCGAAGUGUCCGUCCUGCCCAACGGCUUUGCAAUCCAUUCUACCGCACACUACAAGGGCAGCGUCUCCGACAAGGCCAUCUUCGACGACAACAGUUUCACGUGUCUGCCGUAUCAAGCCACUGAGGACCGCAUUGCCGACCACGGGGAUGAAGGCACGAACCAGUGGGCCGUCAUAGCGGACAAGGUGUACCAAGGAAUCCAACGCGUCGUGCGUGUUGUGUUACCGAAGAAGAAACCAGCAGGUGGUAUCCUCACACUUGAGGACAUCCGCUCGAACGAUCGCAUUGCAAGCGAUGUGUGA
Molecule: messenger RNA, 447 nt
Organism: Aphanomyces astaci
Lineage: Eukaryota; Oomycota; Saprolegniomycetes; Saprolegniales; Verrucalvaceae
Exons: 2
Coding region: 1-447 (148 amino acids)
Source: RefSeq, a predicted model, not a curated record